GGCUUAGAAAGAUCUUUAAAAUGAAGGAGUAAAGACUUAUGUAGCCAGGUAUGAAAUACAAAAGCUUUGGUAACAUAGUGGAUUCAUGCCCAAGGUCUAGGACAGAAAGAGACAACGCAGCCAGCAAGCUAAAUUGUGGGGUCGAUAAAUAUGGGCGAAAUUUAUAUACCUGUGUUCCUACUGCGGAUCUCACGGCCGUUGUUGAAUAUUGCUUUAAAAGUACCGCGGGAUUAUAUGAAAAAGGUACAUGCUUAAUACUGGUUGGAGAUGGUGACUUAGAUGAUAUUAGCUGUACUCAUUUCAAGGAGGGAUGUCCAAAGGUUCCUUUCAGAAUUACUGAUUUAUAUCAAUACCCCGCGUGCCAUAAUAUUAAUGCAAAGGACAGGUGCUUCUAUGCAGACCCAAUUUGCCCUGAUAAAUCAUUUAUUCAAAAAUCAAACGAAAAUAUGAUGUCGUUCAAACAUCAGUCACUGAUUGUUCCAAGCUUCACCAUGGGAUUAGUGUCCCUCGUUUUAGUUACGGUCUUAAUCUUCUUUGCGGUGAUUUACUUCGUCAAAAAAAUGAAAAAAGGAAGAUAUUCUGCCCCCAAUUCAGAAAGGAUUGAAGCUUUACUAUCCUAUGAUAGUACUGGGAGAUUGCCUGAUCAAAAUCAUCAGUUAUAUGUACUGAUGCUAAAUUGUACUGAAACAAUGAGGAAUUUCUUCGACAUUUGUAUUCCACCACAAAGACUUGCAGAAGUCGUUAUAAGCAGCAGGCAGGCAAUGAAGUAUUCACUAAGUGAAGAUCUGAGGAAAAAAAUUUAUGCUUAUCAAGAUUCUUCGGAACCCUUACAAAUUUCAUCCAAAGAUCUUAACAUUUCAGCCAUGUACAUAUUACUGCGCAAUUCCCCUUCUGUCCAACCACCUAGUAAUGGUUGGGGGAGAAUUCCAGAGGAGAACCAAAUAACGGAGGGUGAUGACCUUGAAAGAAUUCGCCAAAUCAGGAAUAUUCUUGCCCAUACAAAAUAUGAUUUGGAUUACGAGAGAUGCAAAAAGAUUUCGUCCGAUCUUACAAAGGUCAUCAGGAGACUGCAGGAAGGAAUAUUGCGGAGACGAAAUCAAUUAUAACCAAGAUCAUUUUUUUUAAAUCUAUUCUUUAUUGUCAUUGAGUUGUACAACUCGUAAUGAUCUACAAAACUAUUACACAAUAUGUACGUUAACUAGAAAUAUAUUCAUAGGACAUGAAUGCCCCGCCGAGGAUAUAUUAAUAAUGCAGCUAGAAAAUUUGUAUUAGUGUAUGAAAUUUGAUCAGAAUAUCCUGAAAAGUGAUGCAUUUGAAUUGCUUACAUCAGUAUGUAUCAGCAUAUGAAGUUUGACACUAUAUUCAUUAAAGUGAGGUUAAGGUCAAAGAAAAUACCAAGCUCAGAAACUGCUUAUGCAGUUAAAAAGUUCUCCUCAGUAUGUAUCAGCAAAUGAAGUUAAAAAAAUAAUAAUUUUCUUUUUUUUAUAAAAGUGACUUAAAAACAAUUCGAUAAAAAAAGAGGUCAAGGUCAAAUAAAAGGUCAAGGUCAAAAUGUUGAUGCAGUUGCAUAUAUAUCUCAUCAAUAUGUAUCAACAUAUGAAGUUUGAUAAAAAUAUCAAGAAUUAUUAAUUAAAAGUGACUAAAACACAAUUUGAUAGAAGUGGGGUCAAGGUAAAAUAAAACGUCAAGGUCAAAAAUGUUGAUGCAGUUGAAUUACUUACAUCAGCUAUGUAGUUUGACACUGAUUUAGGAUAAGUGAGGCCAAAGGAAAGGUCAAGGUCAAGAAAGUUGAUGCAGUUGAAUAGCUCUCAUCAGUAUGUAUCAUCACAUGAAGUUUGAUAAAAAUAUCUUGAAUGGCAUCUU
Saccostrea cuccullata (small rock oyster) is the source of this 1863-nucleotide messenger RNA. RefSeq lists its product as uncharacterized. The transcript is spliced from 8 exons. Bases 51 to 1106 code for a protein of 351 amino acids. Lineage: Eukaryota; Metazoa; Mollusca; Bivalvia; Ostreida; Ostreidae. The record is from RefSeq and is a predicted model, not a curated record.